AUGUAUUAAAAAUAAAUAUAUAAGUGUAAAAUAAAUAAUUAAAGAAUUAAUAAAAAAAUAUUUCAUUUUAUGGAUUGUGUAAACACUUUCUGUGAAAUCUGCUGCAAUGAUGAAAAUCAAACAGUUGAUUUGAAUUGCAAACAUAAACUUUGUUUAGAGUGCUUCAAAAUUGCAGUUGUGCCAAAGGAAUUAUGUCCUUUUUGUAAAUAACAAGUGAAUCAGGUUUUGAUAGAGAAUAAGAUCUUAAAUAUUUCAGAGUUUGAAAAACCUUAAGAGAAAGAAUAAGAUUUCUUUGAAGAAUCUCAUUUUGAAUUGGUGAAUGAAUAAUUUUUUGAUGAAGACUUAAGAAUCUUAAUCAUGAAUCUAAAUCGGGCUAACCAAUUUAUGAUGCGUACGAUUCGGUAGACUGACUCUUAGUUCAAUCUAAAAUGGUUCAUUUACGAUUAAAUAUCUGAGUAGAUCAAUAAUUUGAAAUUCACAAAUAGUUUAGAAAUGUUUUAAUAAAUUAAUAAUCUGAACAUUUGUUUGAAUUUGAUUUAAUCAAAUAAUUGGGAUCAAGCAUAGUUUCAAAAUUACAAAGAUGUUUACAAUAUUUAAAAUAUGGAGGAUAAUUAUUAAUUUAUAAUCUAAAAUAAAGCUAAGAAGAAUAAGAAAAGAAAAUAAAAACAAUGAUAAGUUGAUUAUAAAUAAUUUACUUUGAAUAAAUUAUAAUAAUAAACACACCAAA
Molecule: messenger RNA, 727 nt
Organism: Paramecium tetraurelia
Lineage: Eukaryota; Ciliophora; Oligohymenophorea; Peniculida; Parameciidae
Exons: 3
Source: RefSeq, a predicted model, not a curated record